Molecule: messenger RNA, 954 nt
Organism: Lactuca sativa (garden lettuce)
Lineage: Eukaryota; Viridiplantae; Streptophyta; Magnoliopsida; Asterales; Asteraceae
Molecular function (GO): catalytic activity
Source: RefSeq, a predicted model, not a curated record
AUGAGCUUCCUGUCUAUCAAUGUAAGGGGGGUGGGAGAGGAUGCGAAAGUGGGUUGGGUAAAGAGAUUGAAGAUAAAUCAUAAAGCAACUUUCGUGGGGCUUCAAGAAACUCAGAUAUCGGAUUCCUCCAAUAUAGAUGUAAAUGGCGGGCGAUCAGCUGGACUCAUCUCUAUUUGGGACUCCACUUGCUUCCAAAAUUUAGAAGUAAUCAAGAAUCGGUGCUUUCUAAUUGUCAUUGGCAAGUGUAAGAACAUAGAAGGUAAUGUAAACACGGUUAAUGUUUAUGGUCCCCAGUCCCCAUCUGAAAAGAAGAAGGUAUGGAAUGAACUACUUAGAAUUAUAAAUGAAAGAACCGACAUGUGGGUCGUGUUUGGGGAUUUCAAUGUUGUGAGUGCUCUUGCGUUUAACAGAUUCAUUCAGAGUGCCAACUUAAAGGACUUCAACAUGGGCGGGGAGAAAUUUACUUAUAUGAGCCGUGUCGAUGCCAAGCUCAGUAAGUUGGACAGUUUUUUGGUUGUAAAGGAGGCAUGGAACCAAUUUGUAGGGUAUGGUACCCCUGAUGUGUAUUGGGCUGCCAAAUUCAAAUUAUUGAAGGAUUCGAUUAAGAAAUGGAGGAGGGACGCGAGUCUUACUGAAAAGAAGGAGUAUAAUGACACUAUGACUUUGGUUAAUGAGUUAGAGAAGCUUGCGGCGACUAGACCACUUAAAAAUAGAAGAAAUCUUCUUCACGGCCUCAUGAUUAAUGGUCGCUGGUCAACUGAGGCUAAUGAGAUCAAAGAGGAAGUUUUCAGAUUUUAUCUUAACAAAUUCUCCGAAGAUCAUGUAUGCAGACCCAAAUUGAGUAACUCGCAGUUUAAGUCAAUUCCAAUGAUGGAAGCCAUUAGAAUUGAAUCCCCUUUUAGUCUAGAGGAGGUGAAGGCUUCGAUUUGGGAUUGUGGAAGUGAAAAAGUGUAA